Molecule: messenger RNA, 681 nt
Organism: Salvia splendens (bonfire salvia)
Lineage: Eukaryota; Viridiplantae; Streptophyta; Magnoliopsida; Lamiales; Lamiaceae
Product: neurofilament heavy polypeptide-like
Exons: 2
Coding region: 1-681 (226 amino acids)
Source: RefSeq, a predicted model, not a curated record
AUGAUGAAUAGGCAAUUGGCCCAGCUGGCGAGUUCGAUGGGUGAAUUGAAGGGAAAUUCCGGGAAGCUGCCGUCUACAGUCCAUGUACCCGAGAAGGCAAACGUGAGUAAGGUUACACUACGGUCAGGAACUGCCUAUGAGGGACCCCAACCAAGGAAGCCCAGCGGAGAGCCUAGUAGGACGAAGAUACUGAGAGACGUCGUCUCAGAAGAAGAGCUCAAAAGACCUCUACCUCAAAUGCAAGAUCCGUUCUUCUUGGAGGAAGCACCACUGGGAAGAGAUGAAACCGAGGGCGUACGACCUAGGGAAGACCCUCCUAAGGAAGCAGAACCCGCGAAGGAGACUCCUGCCCAGAAUGUACCCCAGAAAGACCCCGGGAAGGAUUUGAAAGGACCGGUGGCGCUGGCCGGUUUUGGUCAAAUCGGGGAAAAAGGGAGCGUGACCGAAGAAACCCCAUCGGAACUGAUUGUGCCAUCCACGGCUACACCACCCAUCUCCAUUCCGACUUCCUCCGAAAUUCCACCCAAAAGAGAAUCUCCAUCGGCGACCGCACCGUCGGAACCCUCUCAAACUCCACAACCGAGCGACUCAAUGGAAGAUGAUCCCAUCUCCGCCUAUUACGAUUCCGAUUCAGAGGAGCGUGAGGCGAGGAAAAGCAAGGAGCAGGGGAACCAAGAGUAG